Molecule: messenger RNA, 2154 nt
Organism: Acanthosepion pharaonis
Lineage: Eukaryota; Metazoa; Mollusca; Cephalopoda; Sepiida; Sepiidae
Source: the annotation of a GenBank genome assembly
AUGUCUUUUCGUAACAGCACCGUUUUCGUUUUGGCUACAAAGACUCUGCCGCCAGGCACUGUUCAAAUAUGCCAUAUAGUUAUAUUAUUUAUUUCUCUUCUUGCUACUACCCUGCCAUUUUGUUUAGCAGAUGUAAUUAUCUAUAAUAUUAAGACAUACUCGGAAGCACUGAUUGCGCCCUCUCCACUCCGUAGAGGCAAGAACCCCCCUUGCCGUCCCUGUUUGUCGGAAGAAUGUAAAAUGGGAAUUAUUCGAGCCUCUUCGGCUACAGUGGCCAGUCUCUAUAUCACGUUUUUGGCGUUUGUGAUUCUCUGUAUCAGCAACUUUGUUCCGGCCAAUGGUCCUUUUGAGAUUGACAACUUCGACUACGGAAUCGCUUUUCUCCUCUUGUCCGUAUCUGGUUUGUUGUCGGGUUUUACAUCUGGAGACGCCAAUGAUCCUUUUCUUCGAGCUUUGCUUCUUUGUUUGUGCGCAAUGUGGGGCGCUCUGGGCACAUUUUACAUAACCAGAGAUCUCACAGGCCCUGACCUAGCACCACUUUCAGAGGCUCUGUUCCCAGGUUAUGGCGCUUUUUUCUUCAUCUUCCUCAUCUUUGGAUUUGUCUGUCUGCAACACCAACAAUUUCAUACCGCAGUCCUCGCUCUCUCUCUCUUCCUUUGUUGUAUUUUUGAGAUCGCAUCAUUAUGGCGUCCAGUCAGAAUGAGUGUCGGGUCUUAUUAUCUUCUGUUAGGGGUGAUGGUUCUCUAUAUGGCGGUUAAGAUGCUAGUGGACAAGCUGCAAGGUAAAAACUAUAAACAAAUAGAUAAACGCCUACCAACGGAAAACAAAUAUUCAAAUGAUUACAUGGCAGUCGGCUACGCAAUGGACACUGUUGCGUUAACAGCGUUCGCAAGUCAUGUGACCGGUAUCACUAACAUUGCUAGCAAUGGUUUUAUGUGGGUCGGUUCAGCCGGGAUUUUCCAAACAAUUUGCGGUUUGGUCGCUAUCCGACGCAAAGAUCCUUACUAUGGAACUUUCUUUAACCUUUACGGAAUUUUCUGGUGUGCUGUAGCGUUUCAUCUUGGAUUGAACUACUUUUCAGCCGCCUAUGACCUUCCGUUGUUGACUGUAAAUAUCUUUUUCGCCGUUGUCUUUGUAUUAACAAGCGUAAUUGCUCUAACUCAAGAGCUGUUCCAUUCCAUUCAGAAUGUCCUUAUGGCUGUCUUUACCAUUUCGAUCUGUGUUAAUGGAAUCCAGGGGCACUUUCUUGGUGGCAUGGGUUGUGUAUGUUUUCUUUUCUCUCUCUACGGUCUAGCCGCUCAUGCAGGCCGACUGAAACAGACACGUCACAAGUUACCACUCGGCCGACGACUUUUCGAUCGUACUCAGCUCAAACAGUACUUGACAAUACGUCUCUCUUGGUGCGCACGAUUCAUAUACGGCAAGCGACAGGCAGGCAAAAACAAAUCUAAAUUUGACCACAAACUCUUCUCGACUAAUUUCUCCGACAUGGGCUACUCGAAGUACAUCAAUCUUGACACGAUCGGUUUCGCAGUAAAUGCUGUAGCCUCGCUCUCCAUUCUCUGGGUACCUGCUAACUUUACACUCCUUACACUCCCUUGGGUGAGUAUUGUUGGGGGUGUGGUACAAAUGAUGGUGGGAUGUGUCUGCUUUGGCCGGGGGUUGACUUUUGAAAGUUGUGCUUUUAUUGUGUUCGGCACAAUGUGGCUUAUAUUGGGAACGGCGCGCAGUUUAGGGACUCUGGCGUUGGACAAUUCAGUGGCCAUGAGUGUUUGUAGCAUCGCUUACAUGAUCACUGGUCUUCUUCUUAUUGGACUUUCUUUAGUUAUAAGUAAGGCUUGGUUUUUAGUCACAUUUCUUUUUGAAUUGAUCGCCCUGGCAUUCUUGCUUAACUCAUUGACCGUGCCUUCGUAUGCUUCCUACGAGGUGAUCGUUGUCCUCCCCUUCGCGUUCGUCUCUCUCUAUUGCUUCCUCGCCGCUGCAUUUAAGUCAAUUUGGGGACGAGAGUUACUACCCACCGGAACUCCCAUUAUACAAGUCAGUUAUCUUCAUUCACAAGGAAAUAGGGCAUUCUGGGCGCAUGCGCAAAAGCAAUCUGGGGUGAAAGGAUUGCAGGUAAGUUUCUCUCUUCUCUCUCUCUCUCUCUCCAAAUAA